Messenger RNA from Ipomoea nil (Japanese morning glory), 2948 nucleotides. RefSeq names its product serine/threonine-protein phosphatase 6 regulatory subunit 2. The transcript is spliced from 20 exons. The record is from RefSeq and is a predicted model, not a curated record. Gene Ontology annotation, molecular function: protein phosphatase binding; protein phosphatase regulator activity. Lineage: Eukaryota; Viridiplantae; Streptophyta; Magnoliopsida; Solanales; Convolvulaceae. Bases 261 to 2555 code for a protein of 764 amino acids.
AUUUCUUUGGUUCUCGCAAUUGGGACCCCUACUAAUUUACAAAAUACAACUACGGUCGUAGCAGAAAAACUAGCAACAAAUCUACUUCCCCAUCUCAUCGCGAUUUGCAGGUGAGCCACUGUUAUCUCGCGCUCUCAAUUGCUGGACCCGGUGUUCGUGCGCGCCGUAGCGAGCGACGUAGGGUUUUCUCACUGAGUUGCCAUCCAGAUCCGAGUCCCCAACCGUUUCUCUCACCCGAUUCCUUUCUUCGAGAUUUCACAAUGUUUUGGCGUAUGGCGGGUCUCUCCACAGCCUCUCCUGUGGAGACAAUUCUAGACAAGGAUAAUUUCACAUUAGAAGAACUUUUAGAUGAGGAUGAAAUAAUCCAAGAAUGUAAAGCUCUUAAUGGCCGUCUUAUCAACUUUUUACGGGAGAGAAGUCAAGUGGAACAACUUGUCAGAUAUAUAGUGGAAGAGGCUGCAGAUGAAACUGAGAAAAAACGAACAUUUAAGUUUCCUUUUAUUGCUUGCGAAAUUUUUACUUGUGAGGUUGAUAUAAUUCUCAAAGCUUUGGUUGAUGAUGAAGAGCUAAUGAACUUGCUAUUCUCAUUUUUGGAACCUGUGCGUCCUCACAGUGCUCUGCUGGCUGGUUACUUCAGCAAGGUUGUUAUAUGCCUGUUGCAGCGGAAGACAGUACCUUUGAUGAAUUACAUACGAACUCAUCAGGAGGUUAUCAGAAAGUUGGUUGAUCUCAUUGGAAUUACUUCUAUCAUGGAGGUUUUAAUUCGCUUAAUUAGCUCCGAUGAACACAUGUAUAGCAACUUUGUGGAUUCAAUGCAGUGGUUAGGAGAUACUGAUGUUCUGGAGAUGAUUGUGGAUAAGUUUAGCUCAGCAGACUGCCCUGAAGUGCAUGCUAAUGCUGCAGAAAUAUUGUGUGCUAUAACUCGAUAUGCGCCCCCUGGGUUAUCUACCAAGAUCUCCAGCCCUAGUUUCAUUGGAAGAUUAUUUUGCCAUGCAUUGGAGGGCUCACGGCCAAAAUCCGUUUUGGUCAAUUCAUUGUCUAUAUGCAUAUCCUUGUUGGACCCUAAAAGGCUAACAUCAGGAACAUAUUACUUCUUCAACCGUCAAUCUACUCAGGGAACUGGGGUAACUGCUAACCCCAAGACUAUUGAAGGCAUGCUGGAAAGCCUAGGUGAUCUAAUCAAACUUUUAGAUGUUUCAUCAGAGGACAGUGUCUUGCCAACUACAUAUGGCAAGCUACAGCCACCUCUUGGAAAGCAUCGUCUUAAGAUUGUGGAGUUCAUUUCAGUCUUAGUGAGUGUCAGUAGUGAAGCUGCUGAAAAGGAAUUGAUUCGGCUUGGGGCAGUUAAACGAAUUUUGGAUUUGUUCUUUGAGUAUCCAUACAAUAAUUUUUUGCAUCACAAUGUUGAGCACAUUGUAGUAUCUUGCCUAGAGAGCAAGAAUGCUCAGUUUGUGGAUCAUGUCCUCUGUGAAUGUAAUCUUGUUGGGAAAAUUCUUGAGGCAGAGAAGAACCUCACAGUGACCACUGAUUCAUCGAAGCCAACUGUCCCUGUCGAGGGGAAAUCACCACCCCGGAUAGGUAAUAUGGGGCACAUUACACGCAUAGCUAACAAGCUUAUCCAACUGGGGAACAAUAACAACAACAUACAGACUUAUCUGCAGGAAAAUAGUGAAUGGGUUGAUUGGCAUACAAAUGUCCUACAAAAACGGAAUGCUGUGGAAAAUGUUUUCCAGUGGGCAUGUGGGAGGCCUACAGCACUCCAAGACCGUAUGAGGGAUAGCGAUGAUGAUGAUUACCAAGAUAGGGACUAUGAUGUUGCAGCUUUAGCAAAUAAUUUAAGUCAGGCAUUUCGAUAUGGGAUCUAUAGCAAUGAUGACAUGGAUGAGGCCCAUGGUGCACUAGAACGCGAUGAUGAGGAUGUCUAUUUUGAUGAUGAAUCUGCUGAAGUUGUCAUAUCAUCACUUCGAUUAGGAGAUGACCAAGAUAGUGGAUCUCUUUUUACAAAUUCCAACUGGUUUGCCUUUGAGGAUGAUAGAAUGACCAAUGAUCGCCAACCUGGUUCAGUAGCUUCACCGUCACCAAAUACCAAUGGGACCAAUGUUAUCUGCCCCAGCAAUAAAGAUGAGCCAACUGCUGAUGGAGACAAUGAUUUGGCUGAUACUGCAACAUCUGGUCCAUCUGAACCAAAACAAUUCUCAGAGAUUAGUUUGAGUGAGGAAGAGCAAAAUCCUAGACACACCAAGGGUGGAGAGGCUCCUGAAUGGGUUGAUUGGAGAGAAAGUUCUGGGCCAACUGAUGUUACUGUAGAUACACCUGAGCCUUCAACUCUGCCAAAUGGUGAACUUCAAGUGGCUGAAGAUAAUGCCAACACCAAAACAACAGCUGAUGCUCCUGUGUCUGCAAAUAAUGACAAAAGUAAUGCUGAAGGAGGAUCAGCUGAUUUGGUGCAUCCUCCUCCUGCUGCUGCUGCUGCUGCUGCUGCUGCAACCCCAACUCCAGAAACAGCAGAAGGGAACCCCCCAAGGUCUGGAAGCUCUGAUGCUAUUCCUGUCUAAAUACUCUUACUACUAUUACCUGUUGGAAUGAAAGGAUGAUCCUCAGGAGCUGAAGAGGGAAACUGAUGUGCAGGAGUGCGUGCUAUAAACAACUCUCUGGUGCUAGUACUGUUGAUCUGGUGCAAUAACAAAGUGCGGACGGGGGGUUAUUGUUCUGAGUGCUGAUGAUUCUUUUCCCGGGGUGGUGGUAGAUAAACCGGUGUUCUAUCUUCUUUGAUCUUACAGUCACUAGUGCAGAUGACUUUUCACGCCUUGUUUUACUAUUCAUUUCAAGCGUCACUGCUGGAUUAGCAUUUAGCAGACUGCUGUACACGUUCAAAGAAUAUUGUCUAUAUCUCAUAGUUUUUCUUUCCUGCUCCAUUUCACUUCACAAAUGAAUGCCAUUCCUAUCUA